CUUCUUCAAAACAAAGUGAAGAGAAAGAGAAAUAGAAAGGUUUAGAGAGAGAAAAAAGAGGGAGUUUUAGAGAGAGAAAGUAAAAGAGAGAGAAGUGCGGCUAAUGGGAGAUUCGAGCGACUCCGUUUCGGUGGAUAUGGAAACAAUCUCCGUCGCCGGAAAGGAGCACCUUGUAAAAACUGGCCGUGGUUAUGUCUCUGUUGCUGUUUUUGGGGACCAGGACAAGCCGGCUCUUAUCACCUAUCCCGAUUUAGCUUUAAAUUAUAUGUCCUGUUUCCAAGGAGUAUUCUAUUGUCCAGAAGCAUUUUCAUUGCUGCUCCAUAACUUCUGUAUUUACCACAUAAGUCCUCCUGGUCAUGAGUUGGGAGCUGCUGUCAUGAGUUUUGAUGAUCCUGUCUUAUCGGUUGAUGAUUUAGCAGACCAGAUUGUGGAGGUGCUUGAUUACUUCAGGCUUGGUAAAGUAAUGUGUAUGGGUGUAACAGCUGGAGCAUAUAUUCUUACUUUGUUUGCGAUAAAAUACACACAAAGGGUUAUGGGUUUGAUACUUGUUUCCCCCUUGUGCAAAGCACCCUCUUGGACAGAAUGGUUGUGUAAUAAGGUGAUGACAAAUCUGCUUUACUUUUGUGGCAUGUGUACUUUGGUGAAGGAGUUACUGCUGUUGCGGUACUUUAGCAAGGAAGUCCGCGGCAGUGUUGAAGUUCCAGAAUCGGAUGCAGUUCAAGCAUGCCGAAGAUUGCUAGGUGAGAGACAGAGUCCAAAUGUAUUGCGGUUGCUCGAAGCUAUCAAUGAGAGACCAGACAUAACCCAAGGUUUGCGGAAACUAAAAUGUCGUUCUUUAAUAUUUGUUGGAGAGAGCUCUCCUUUUCAUUCCGAGGCUCUCCAUAUGACAUCAAAGUUAGAUAGAAGGUUCAGCGCUCUAGUUGAGGUUCAAGCAUGUGGUUCAAUGGUGACUGAAGAGCAGCCAGAUGCAAUGUUGAUCCCACUGGAAUACUUUCUAAUGGGAUUUGGAUUUUAUCGACCGUCUCAGUGCAAUGUCAGCCCAAGAAGCCCGUUAAGUCCAACCAGCAUCUCUCCGGAGCUUUUCUCGCCAGAAAGUAUGGGUUUGAAGUUAAAACCAAUUAAAACCAGAUUUUCUGAAGAAGUAUGAGUCUGGGCUCAAAGUUAAAAUAAGUUUUUGUAAAAUUUGUAAGCAUACAUUGAAGAUCCACUUCGAUUGAAGACAGUUAGGAAUGUGAAGUUAUAGGAGGGAGGGUUGUAGAUAAGAGAGUUGGAAAAUAGAAAGUGGAAGAAAAAAUAAUAGGAAAAAAGAGUUUUUUUUAUAAAAAUCUUCUUUGUAAUGGUAACUGUGAGAAGUUUUGAAUCCAUCUGUACAUGCUGGACAAUAAAUAAUAGUAAUUUAUAUUGA
This is a messenger RNA of Solanum verrucosum, 1405 nucleotides long. Its product is annotated as protein NDL2-like. The transcript has 11 exons. NCBI's taxonomy places the organism in Eukaryota, Viridiplantae, Streptophyta, Magnoliopsida, Solanales, Solanaceae. The record is from RefSeq and is a predicted model, not a curated record. The coding region runs from base 104 to 1147 and encodes 347 amino acids.